Lathyrus sativus (Indian pea) is the source of this 1287-nucleotide messenger RNA. The record is from the annotation of a GenBank genome assembly. NCBI's taxonomy places the organism in Eukaryota, Viridiplantae, Streptophyta, Magnoliopsida, Fabales, Fabaceae.
AUGCAAAUAAUGAAGCCACCGUUCUCACCUUCUUCUUCCAUCAUUCGAAACAAAGGUCGUUUCUCCACUUAUCUUUUCACCCUUCUAGCUUUCAUAAUCUUUGUUACUAUCCUCUAUGGUGAAGACUUCAUGUGCAUCUUUGGUCAACAACUCCAAAGCUACUCUAACCAAGACAAAAUCUACUCCACACCUGAGAGGGUGAAGAAGCAUGUGAAGGUGCCGUUUGCUGUGGGGAAAACAGAAGAAGGGUGUGAUAUAUUCAGUGGAAGAUGGGUUUGGGAUGAGGUGAGUCGACCGUUGUACGAGGAAUCGGAAUGUCCGUAUAUACAACCUCAGUUAACUUGUCAAGAACAUGGGAGGCCUGACAAAGAUUAUCAACAUUGGAGGUGGCAACCGCACGAUUGCGAUCUUCCUAAAUUUAAUGCAAGCUUGAUGCUCGAAACACUUCGUGGAAAGAGAAUGAUGUUUGUUGGAGACUCUCUGAACCGUGGUCAAUAUGUUUCAUUUGUAUGCCUUCUCCAUCAACUCAUUCCUGAAGAUGCCAAAUCCAUGGAAACCUUUGAUUCUCUCACUGUUUUCACAGCAAAAGAAUACAAUGCAACAAUUGAGUUCUAUUGGGCACCAUUUCUUCUAGAAUCAAACUCGGAUAAUGCUGUAACUCAUAGAAUAUCUGAUAGAGUUGUAAGAAAAGGUUCAAUCAAUAAGCAUGGUCGAAAUUGGAAAGGCGUUGAUAUUUUAGUAUUCAACACUUAUCUUUGGUGGAUGACCGGUUUGAAGAUGAAGAUCUUACUUGGAUCAUUUGAUGAUGAAGUUCAAGAGAUUGUGACAGCUUCAACGGAAGAUGCUUAUCGAAUGGCAAUGAAAAGUAUGCUCAGAUGGGUAAGGUUGAAUAUGGAUCCAAAGAAAACUAGAGUCUUCUUCACUAGCAUGUCACCUUCUCAUGGAAAGAGUAUAGAUUGGGGAGGUGAAGCAGGAGGAAACUGUUACAAUGAAACAAAAUUGAUUAGUAAUACAACAUAUUGGGGAUCAGAUUGUAGAAAAAGUAUAAUGCAAGUAAUAGGUGAAGUGUUGAGCAAAACAAAAGUUCCAAUAACAUUUCUGAACAUCACACAGCUCUCAAGUUACAGAAGAGAUGCACACACUUCAAUAUACAAGAAGCAAUGGAGCACUUUAACUCAAGAGCAACUAGAUAAUCCUGUAAGCUAUGCUGAUUGUGUUCACUGGUGUUUGCCUGGUCUUCAGGAUAAUUGGAAUGAACUUUUGUUUGCGAAGUUGUUUUAUCCUUGA